CCCUUCAAUGCUGAGGGCUCCCACACCACCUGCAGCCAGCUUUUAAAGCAAGACUUUUAAUAAAAUCACUUUAUGUCAUUACUCUUCCAUUUAUGACAGCAGGAGUUUGGGACUGAGUAAGAGGAGCGGAAAUUUUCCCAGCAGAAUUUGCUCUGAAUCAGACUUCAAAGUGGAGCCUAGCACAGGUUGGAAUGAAUGCAGGAGAGAUUCAUCAGGUUGUGUCUGCUCCACACCUUAAUUAGAAAUAACUGCAUACCGUGGAGUCUACACUACCCUUUACAUAGCAGAAUAAGUUCCUUCAUUUCACAGCUCCACAUCCACCAUGUUGCCCUGUGGACCAGCUCUGUCCUUUAUUCGGUGUCUGGUGCGGAAGAAGAACAUCGGUGGCGAAAGUCUCGAGGACUCCAAGCUGUGCCGAUGCUUAUCCACACUGGACCUUAUAGCCCUGGGAGUAGGAAGUACCCUUGGUGCUGGUGUCUAUGUCCUUGCUGGAGAAGUAGCCAAAUCCAAUUCUGGACCUAGCAUCGUUGUUUCUUUCCUCAUUGCUGCCCUUGCAUCGGUGAUGGCAGGUCUCUGCUACGCCGAGUUUGGUGCUCGUGUUCCCAAGACUGGUUCUGCAUAUUUGUACACCUACGUUACAGUAGGUGAACUGUGGGCUUUCAUCACUGGCUGGAACCUUGUUUUAUCCUAUAUUAUAGGUACUUCAAGUGUAGCAAGAGCCUGGAGUGGCACCUUUGAUGAACUUCUUGGAAAACGGAUUGGUCAUUUCUUCAGUGCCUACUUCAAAAUGAAUUACUCGGGGCUAGCAGAAUAUCCUGAUUUCUUUGCUGUGUUCCUUAUAUUACUUUUAUCAGGUCUUUUAUCUUUUGGAGUAAAAGAGUCUGCAUGGGUGAAUAAAAUUUUCACUGCUAUUAACAUCUUGGUCCUACUCUUCGUUAUGAUUUCUGGUUUUGUGAAAGGUGAAGUUGACAACUGGAAGAUAAGUGAAGAAUAUCUCAGAAACCUUACUGCAAUAACAGAGAACCGCUCAUCCUAUGAAAAUGUGACAAGUAUGUAUGGGAGUGGUGGCUUUAUGCCAUACGGUUUCACAGGAACAUUGGCUGGUGCUGCAACCUGUUUUUAUGCUUUUGUUGGAUUUGACUGCAUUGCAACAACUGGAGAAGAAGUCAAGAAUCCUCAGAAAGCUAUACCCAUAGGAAUUGUGGUGUCCCUACUUGUCUGCUUCAUGGCCUAUUUUGGAGUUUCAGCUGCACUGACACUUAUGAUGCCAUACUAUCUGCUAGAUGAGAAAAGUCCUCUGCCAGUAGCAUUUGAAUAUGUUGGAUGGGGUCCUGCUAAAUACCUUGUAGCAGUGGGAUCCCUCUGUGCUUUGUCUACAAGUCUUCUUGGAUCCAUUUUCCCAAUACCACGUGUAAUCUAUGCUAUGGCGAAGGAUGGGUUGCUUUUCAAAUGUCUAGCUCAAAUCAAUUCCAAAACGAAGACCCCACUAGUUGCUACUCUAUCGUCUGGUGCAGUAGCAGCUGUAAUGGCAUUUCUGUUUGACCUAAAGGCUUUAGUGGACAUGAUGUCUAUUGGCACACUUCUUGCUUAUUCACUUGUGGCAACCUGUGUCCUCAUUCUUAGGUACCAACCCACCUAUGAGGAACCAAAAUACUCUCCAGAAAAAGCAGCUUUGGCUGCAGCUGAAAGGGAAUCUGCAGUAAGUGAGUCACAGAUCAACAUGAUAGAAGAGAAUCGCUUCCGUCCUCAGGCCUUGAUUAAUCCAUCCAGUUUACCGACUGAGCAGACUGCAGCUAUAGUUAACUUUUUAGUGGGUCUCUUAGCUUGCUUGAUUUGUGGCUUGAGUGUCCUCAUUACAUAUGGGAUUCAUUUCAUUGUUGACUUGGAGCCCUGGAGUAUUGGCCUUCUUGCUUUGUUGGUGAUAUCCUUCAUAGUUACCAUUCUCCUCAUCCAAAGGCAGCCUCAGAACCAGCAGAAAGUAGCCUUUAUGGUUCCACUAUUGCCAUUUUUGCCAUCAUUCAGUAUACUGGUAAAUAUUUACUUGAUGGUACAAUUAAGUGGAGAGACUUGGAUGAGAUUUAGCUUCUGGAUGUUACUUGGCUUCCUCAUUUACUUCGCUUAUGGCAUCAGACACAGUGUUGAAGGUCAUCGAGGUGACAGAGAUGAUGAUUCUUGUUCAGAAAAUAGUGGGAUGCAAGAAAAGAACCCAGUGGAUGACCCUGAAAAUGCAAAUGAAAGGGAUCAAUUUCUCCCACAUGAAAGGACAAGUGAAUGCUAAACUCUGCAAACACAAAUAUUUUAAACGUUCAAUUGGCAUUUUACUUGCAGACUGAAAUUUCAGAAGCUUUCUGCCAACAUGUGCCUCUUGAAAGUGUUUACUACAGGCCUAACUGAUAUUCUGGACAAGCUGCUAAUCCAUCUUCAUCAUUUCAGAACUGACAGCAUGGAGAUUAUUAUUUAAUUUUUUUUUUAAGUACCCUUUGGCAAGCAAAAAUUUGGAGACAUUGUUUGAAUUGUCAUCCAAAAUCACUGGCAAUCAUCAGAUAUGAAGAAUUUUAGAACUGUCUGCAAGAAGUUCUGAAUAAUUGACAAUGCACUGUGAAAAUAAGUGCCUUUCAUACCUUUUCCUUAUCUUUGUUAUGUGUUUUGGUAACAAUCUAAAUUCUCUUUUUUCUGUUUAAGUAACUCAUGGGAGAUAAAUUUCAUUCAUACAGGCCUGGAAAGUAUUUGCAAAAUGAAUGGUAAUUGUAUGGAUUAGAUACUUUGUAAAAAUUAGAGGAGCAUUUAUUUAUGUAAAAAGAAGUAAUUGCUUAUCUUUACUAAUCAUGACUAUUAAUCCAUAGUCAUGAAGAAGUCAAGCAGUGAAGAUACUUCAAAGGUUUUUACCCCCUCUAAACAGCAUUCAAGAUUUCUACUUAAGUAGAAAAAAGCUAUGUGUAUAGAAUAAUACUCACAAGAGAAGCUUUUUUGUUUUCUGCAAAAUCAUCUGUUGGUUACAGUAUUGACAGUGGCAAUGAGAUGGAAUUUAGCAAAUUCUGUGCUUUUGACUUCAGAAGAGCUAGAAUUUCAUCUGACAUUUGGUACUUACCUGCAGCAGUCAUCCGGUUUUCCUCCUUACUACUCAUUUUCCCCAAUAUAUUUUCUCCUUUAUACAUGUUCCAGAACUGAUAUUGCUGAGAUUAGCAUUACACAUUGCUUCUCCCAAGACAAAUUAAUGCACAAAAUCCCAGCUUUCUUUAAAGAGGGUAGGGGAGGUUAAAAAAACAGAGGUUUGGGCUUUGGAAAAAAACCUUAUCGGAACAGUACUUCAGUGCUUCAUUUAGUCUUAAAGGUACGUUAGAGUAGCUUUUUUUUGUGAGCCAAGCCUAUACCCACAAAUCCAUUCAUGUGAGUAUGAUGUCUGAAUGCUAAUUUAUGUAAAGAACCAAACUGGUGUGGCAGUGCAGGGUAAACAAUUAUUUUAAUGCUGAUAAAACCAGAAAAUGUUCUUCUUUCAACAGAAGUCAUAUUAUCUGUCAAAGGCACCCCGAUAUUUUAACACUCUUUCUCAGCAAGGAGUAGGUUCAAGUCCCAUGAAGGAUUCCACAAUAUGAAGUCAUUUUGCAAGAAUAUGCUUACAAAAAAUCCUUCCCUAGAGUAAGAACUGUCUUGGACUUUGUCAUGUCAUGGAGAGUUGCAAUCUGUUGCUGGUACGAACCAUUGGUAUUAAUCUCUGUUGUUAGGUACAAGAACUUUAGAUGCUAUGACAGCUAUGUUGGCUGACAGUGAAGAACACCUUACUUUUUAUAAUAGCUGGAAUUUUAUGGGGAAAAAAAAAAAAAAAAAAAGAAAAAAAAAAAAAAAAGAAAAAGAAAAAGAAACCAAACUAGUUGGGCUGCUUCUGUCCCUCUCCUUUUUCAAAGCAGUAAGUCACUUUUUUUAAUCUUAAAAUUACUUCUUUCCCAGUAGUCUUAAAUCAUCAGCUUCAAAAAAAGCAAUUGUGGGAGAAAGUCAGCUGUGCCCAUGUGAAGAUUUUGCAUGAUGUCUUUACAAGCCUACAGUGAAACACGGCUCUUAACCACAUUUCAGCAUGUGGGAAGCACAGACUUACUUUUUGCUAUGGUUGUUGAUGCCACAGAGCAGGCCAGCCAUGCUCCCAAGACACAAACUGCUGCUAUUCUGUGAUGUGGAAGACUCCAUUCCCUCCCAAGUUCAUCAUAGAGAAUGUAUGUGUGCACACCUGUCUGUAUUAGCCCAUAGCAAAUCUGAUGUAAUGGUUAAAGUAUUUUCUAUAUUGCACUGGACUUUUCCUUUGAAGGGAUACUGCCAAUAUAAUUAGCUUCUGACUAAUACAACUGCUAGCUAAAGCCUCUGGAGAGAACUAAAGGAAGUAAAUUUUCUAGCUUAUUUACCUGAUGGAUGUGUUGGCACUUUGUGUAUUGACAGAUUCCCCUUUAAUUUGUAUGGAUAUUUCUCUCCCCUUGUUAGUGAAAUCAAUUAUUUUAAAAUAGUAGGAUGUGCCUGUACAAGUGUUGCUAAGAAAGAUGGGAGGAGCUGCAGCAUUAGAGCUAUCCACAUAACUAAUGACAUUUAAAAUGAAAUUAAAGGAAAGCCAUUGGUACUCUUAGUUGCUUCGACUGUGCAAAGCUUAUUUAUAUAUGUUUAUAGUCAUUAUUAGUCAGUGGCUGAAUGAAAACAGACAGGCCAGAAGUAAGAUAUUUAUGGUAAAUUUGAUGUGUAUUUGUAUAUGCAGUCUUAAAAUUCCAGGUGCUUUAGUGGGACUCUGCAGAAGCAGAGGAUGUGCCAUGCUAGUCCUUACACAGGAGAAAUAAACGCAAGAAAUCCUGAUCUUGCUCUCACAUUUGCUCUAUCUCUGUACGUACAAGUCCAUUGGAAUUAAAUCAUUGUUAUUUUUUAACACAGUUGUUGAUAUUGUAAAUUGUUCCAUGCAAAUAAUAAUGGUAUGUGUUAGUACAAAAUACCUACUUUUGAAGGUAGCUUAUUGGUUAUUUAUUUCCUUUGUAGAAAAAAGUUCUCAAAAACUUUAUUUGUUUUGGUACAUUCUGGAUAUGCCAUUAGGUAAAGAAAUUAUUCUUACGUAGCUAUCUUUAAGAAAGUAAGCCAAAGCAUAUUUAACAGAGAACAAAUAAAUCUUUUUGUUCUGAUGUACAGGUGUUAUAAACCACUUCUGAAUAAUUCAUGUUAACUCAUCUUUCUGUGGUAUUUCAGUCCUCGUUCUGCAAGGGGAAGUUUUAUGACAUAACUUAGUAUUCUGUUAAUAAUAGUAUGCCUUUUUCUGCACAACAAAUGCUAGACAGAUUCCUGAAAUCUGUCAUAUUGUGCUUAUCUUGCCAAAUAUUAAAGCCAUUUAUAUUACCUGCUGCUGGAGAACUAGCAGCAAUCAAUGCUGAUAGUACUGAUACAGAGUUACUUAUGUACUUAAGUAGGAAUUAACCUGUGUUGUCCAGAAACUUUGAAUGAUACAAUGAAUUUUGAGGCAAAACUUGGUAAAGCUUAAAUAUAUAUUCUGUAUUUUAAUACAUGACAAAUUUAUAAGUCUAGUCACCUUUCCCCUAAAAUAUAUGAAAAAUAUUCUGUAUUUAAGAAAUAUAAGGUAUAGUGUUUUCAUAGAAUUUUUAAUAAGUGCCAAUAUCAAUGUGCCCUAAGCAUCCUAAGGUGGUUGAGAGUGCAGGAAACCUGUGUGGGACUGUGCAAUUGGAUAUGAGGCGUUUGACACUGAGGCAUAUUUUUUACAAGAGAAAUUUGAUUCACAAGAAGGCUCGUAUGUCUUGAGUGCAUAAAAAAGAAAAUGAAAGCACCUUUUUAAUGCUCUUAGGCCCUAAUUCUUCCUCAACACGCUGGAAAGUCUGUAUGAAUUGCAGUAUGUUCACUAAGGCACUGAGGUUACUCAGUGUUAAGCAAAUAUAAAUUUUUCAGAAAGAGUGGGUGGUAUUUCAUAUCUUUGUGUUUGUUUUUAAUUUCCUGUAUCUUUAGAACUUCCUUCUGGUAUAUGUUUUGAGGAACUCUGCAUUUUUAAUAGUUGGACCUUUUCAAAGCUAAAUAUAACACCUUUACCAGGUACUAAUCUAUUUUCCAUUUGAUCUUAGAAAUGAAACUCCUUAACAUGAGCUAAGUUGAAGGAUUUCUGUGCAUAGACAUGCAGGCAUGCAUUACAAAGAAGUGUAUGUGUAUAAACAUAUUUUUUAUUGUCAGACAAAUUCUGUUGGUUUUUUGGUAUGUUUUCAUGAGUCUUGUGCAAGGUCAACUCCAGCUUCACCAAGUUUAGUUGGAGUCAGAAUAUGAGGAUUUGAAUAUUUAGGGGAGCUUUUUUCUUUUGUGGUACCAGAAAGUAAAACAUGACAUAUGUGUUACAUAUCCUUAAAAACAAUUAUGUGUGCAUCAUUUUAAAAAAACAGCAUUCAUAUCCAUCUUUUCUUUUUGUUUGUAUGUACAUUUUAGUAAUUAUUUCUGUAUUGUAUGCUGCUGAGCAUUCGAAGUGUAGAUAGGAUGAUUAUGAUGCAAUUUAAACUACAAAUCUGUAUUUCUUUGAAGUGCUCUACCAAAAUGAAAAGUCUUGAAUUUUUAUGAAUGUAAAAAUGCUUGUAUUUAAGAAUAUGGUGCUUUUCCCCCACUUUACAACAGAAUUGUUAUCAGUGAUAUUUUUAGUUACCUUAGUUUUAAAUUUUAAUGGAAAUUACAUUGCUCCUUAUUUACUGUAAAAUGUGCUUUGUGGGAUAACAAUAGUGCAUUUGUUCCAUAUUUUUUAAAUAAAAUUGAAUAUCACUUGCA
Messenger RNA from Oenanthe melanoleuca, 6768 nucleotides. RefSeq names its product solute carrier family 7 member 2 (gene SLC7A2). Gene Ontology annotation, molecular function: amino acid transmembrane transporter activity. Gene Ontology annotation, cellular component: plasma membrane. The transcript has 13 exons. The record is from RefSeq and is a predicted model, not a curated record. NCBI's taxonomy places the organism in Eukaryota, Metazoa, Chordata, Aves, Passeriformes, Muscicapidae. Bases 323 to 2278 code for a protein of 651 amino acids. Gene Ontology annotation, biological process: transmembrane transport; amino acid transport.